Molecule: messenger RNA, 2723 nt
Organism: Prosopis cineraria
Lineage: Eukaryota; Viridiplantae; Streptophyta; Magnoliopsida; Fabales; Fabaceae
Exons: 3
Coding region: 244-1101 (285 amino acids)
Source: RefSeq, a predicted model, not a curated record
UGGAUAAGCACUCAAGCCAUGAAAAACGCUGGUGGCUUGUGAGUUUGAGUCUUCUCUCCAAGAGCGACAUGACACCGUAAUGGUGGCCUGCUCUUGAUCGCAUAUGAAAUUCCACUUAUAACUUCAUGAAAGCCACCUUCUUCGACUCAAUUAUUCAACUUCCAUCAUUCAAACAUCCUGCCUUCUAUUAUAUAAACCAGCCUUCACUCUCGCCACCCUUCCAGAUCCAGAAAUCCUCCCGACAUGGAUUUGGACCUCGAUGAGUGGGAUUUCCUGUCUGAUGAUGGCUUCCUUGAUUUCAGUGAAGAUGGUCAGAAGAAGGUUUUCUUGGGAAAACAUUACUCCGAUUCAGUAAGCGUUUUCGACCCGGAUUACUUCAUUUGCCCUUCGCCCAGGUCCCUGAAAAGCACCGAAUCGCCCAGGAAUUCAAGGCUGCCAAAUCAACUUGUUCCUGUUCCAAUCCCAAUUCGAUUGGAACCCAGAAGUCCGAAUGAUGAGAUCGCGAAGGAAAUCAUCGCUAGGAAUCCUAUUGAGGUCCCGUCAGCUUCGGUUCAGAAAACCAGAGGCUCCCAGAUUGGGGGCGUGGAAGCUGAUCAAGACUCUGUCUCACAGGUUUUCUUCAAAAUGAAGGAAAACGAAUUCGUCGACAUGAAAAUGGACUCACCCAAGUCUGGCAGCAAAGGAAUGUUGCCUCCAAUUGAUACCAUGAAAUUCGAUGACAAAGGAGAAGCCAUGGAAAUCAUGAUCUCUCCCCAGCUCAAUAUCGAGAAAGGAAUACUUACCCACAAAGAAGAUCAGGACUCCAUUUGGGAACACAACAAAGAUGGGUUCAAUUUAUGGAAGUGGAGCUUCACAGGAAUUGGAGCUAUAUGUUCCUUUGGCGUUGCUGCUGCUACAGUCUGUAUCCUGUUCUUUGGUAGCCACCAAAAGAACAAACUCCACCACAACCACAAGAUUCGUUUCCAGAUCUAUGCCGAUGACAAGAGGAUCAAUCAAGUAAUGCAGCAGGCAAACAAAAUGAACGAGGCAAUUUCUGCAGCAACUGGUGUUCCUCUGAGCAGAGCCCACAUAACCUACGGUGGCUAUCACAAUGGUCUCUAAGAACCUUAAAAUAUUAGAUCAUAUCUCCUGGUAUCCUAUACGGUUCACCGAUCCUACACGUUUUUCCCUCGUGAUCCGUAGUAAAUUUAUAGGAUAUGUUUUGCAAUUUAUUAUGAUGAGAAGGUUGCCAAGCAGUUGAGGGGAAAUGGUAAGAAUGUAUUCUAUUUCCAAACAUGUUUUCCUUUCCGAAGAUACAGAUACCGAUAAAGUGCAGCAAGACAAAUAGGUUGAUGUGAAAUACUUUCUUGUUGGUUCUACUCACGUCUCGCGGACUGAAUGAGUCCAAGCUGCACACUGGUGAGAUGCCCUACACGCAUAGCUCUCAAGAUAUUUAUGAUACGGAACAGUGACACAGCUGUGAGAAGGAGAUGGAAUGAUCGUCGAACCACCAAAAAUAGAUGGGAUCAAGUGUAGGGAGAAGGGGUGUUCCAUCACACAAAUGGCACACGGUACUGUUGAUUGUGGCUGCAUCGUCAAAACUGGUGACGUGGAGGGCAAUGGAAUGGCAGAAAAGGCACGGCGAUAUCAUGGACCAUCUCGGGGUGCAGUGUACUUUGCAGGCAAGUCACUGCAUCGUAUAUCCCAUUCGGGUCUUUGUGACAUGUGGGGGUAUCAAUUAUUCAAGAUUCAAGAAAAGGUUAGGGCUCGGAACCCUGUGGAAUCUUAUUACCUAUUCCGUGUCCCCCUCUAAGAAGUCAAUCAUUUUGCUGCUUGCGUUGCGGCAUUUUUUUUUCUUUCCAUCCACUUGUCCCUUUUCUUUUUUCUUUUUUUUUUUGUCGGACCAUGAAGGUUAUGGACUUAAUACAUACUCAGAAAGUAGAAAAAUCACCUUAUUUUACUAUGGGACAAAAAAAAAAGUCAAGGCUUGCUAAUGGGCCGGGAUUGAUGCCAGAUAGUUGAUAUGGGCGACUAAAGCGCCAGAAUUGGGACUCUGUUGCUUUCAGAAAUCUGCUCCUGACAUGUUUAUUUCUUGGGCUGGGGGGCUAGGAAAUAGGGAAGUUGAGGAAAUACAUACGGCCCAAAAAUUGUCGGGUGAUGAUCAAGGCCUAAAAAUUACCAUUUUUUGAAUUGAAAGUUUGAUUUCUGGAACACAAAUUGUAAUUCGUACCUGGGAUGGUAUGUCUGCGGUCUGCCAAAGAGGCAUGCAUCAGAUUAAGAAUCAGAGGAUAUUCAGGUAAUUAAAAAGUAACGUAACUCAAAUAGGUGGGGCCCUAAAAGAGAGAUGGAUAUAGGAGGUUAGUUGAAUUGAGAAACGUGUAUUAAAGAUCAACUCAAGAGGGCAGGACAAGAACAAGAGCAGUAGGAUGUGAGGAGUGACCGAGAAGAUAAACAAACAGGGAUGUUGCCUGACCUCCCUGAAUGAACGUAAAAGUUUCAUCGUUAAUAUGAGCCUCUUUUGAGCAGGAAGCCGCAUUCCGCCUAACCUCUCAGCUUCUGUAGAGGCCAGAAUUAGGUUUUAGGGUUUGGGAAGCGAACAAGUGGAAAGCGACAAGCGUUCAAUCAAUUCUGUGUUCUGGAGCAGAGCAUCGCAUUCGCAGUUUUGCACCGCGGAUCUCCGCUACCUCCAAACCUAGUCCUCACCCCCCUGCCCUUAAUCUCUGAAUAAUAUACGUGCCAUCUCG